Messenger RNA from Panicum hallii, 4437 nucleotides. RefSeq names its product protein unc-13 homolog. Bases 745 to 4071 code for a protein of 1108 amino acids. Lineage: Eukaryota; Viridiplantae; Streptophyta; Magnoliopsida; Poales; Poaceae. The transcript has 27 exons. The record is from RefSeq and is a predicted model, not a curated record.
UCUCUCACUUUCUUUCUGCUCGUCCGAUCGACUCCUCCGGGCUCGCGGCCCUCGCCCACCUCGUGGGUUCUCGCGCGCGGCCGCAUCCCCACCAGGCCACCACCACCACUGCCGCGCUCCACCUGCUCCACGCUCCGCAGCAACCAGGCGGCUGCCGCGUCCAGAUCUCCGCGGAACAGCUCCGCCGGGAUCUCCGCCUCGCGUGCAGGUGCCCCGGCCCGCCUCGUGUUUCACUCUCUCCGUCCAGAUCCAGCGCUGCGCCCCGUCGCUCAUUGGAGCCGCGCACUGGCCACUGGCGCUGCCCUGUAGUCUGUAGUGGCGGGCGCGAGCGCGGCCGGGUGGAGGUGCCGCGGGUUUGGGCAGCGGCGGGCUCGCUGCUUCUGCGUCCGUCGCUUAACCUCGGGGCGUGCUUGCGUGCGUGCCUGCGUGGGUUGUCUGGAAUGGAGCGCUGACUGGUGUGUGAAUUGGGCAGUGGGGGGUUAUCUGCUUGUCGGAGUCGUGGGGGAUGCGGAUUAGUUUGACAUUGUGUGUUUCCUCUCAUUUUGGCUACGAAAGUUGCGCGGUGGGCACUGUCGCACUGCUUUGCCGCCAAAUUUGGCUGGAUCGAGUGGGUCCUGAGAGCUGCGAUCAGUUUGCGAGUCAUGGUGUUGAAUGUCUGACGUGUUUGCUAUGCUGGUUAUAAGCAAUUGGUAGCACUUCGAUCAGGGUUUUGUAACUCAGAUUGCUGUGUCCCCUGCAUACAAUAUGGAUGAAGAAAAUGUUAUUGAGCUGCUGCAACGUUAUCGCCGUGACCGCCAAGUAUUACUCAACUACGUUCUUUCUGGCAACUUGAUCAAGAAAGUUGUAAUGCCACCUGGUGCAAUCUCUUUGGAUGAUGUAGAUAUAGAUCAAGUCAGUGUUGAUUAUGUCCUCAAUUGUGCUAAGAAAGGUGAACCUCUUGAUCUUGGAGACGCCAUCCGUCUUUUUCAUGAUAGCCUUGACUAUCCAUAUGUGAAUAACACCGGAGCUGCAGAAGAGUUUUAUUUGCUUACAAAGCCAGAAUAUUCAGGACCUGCGCCAACAAGGGAACCACCCCCUGUCCCUGCGACCGCACCAUCCCCAGUUGUGAUACCACCACCAGUAGUGGAAUCAGAGCCAGUUACUGUGUCGUCCCCAGUCGCAGCUACUAACUUAACAAAGUCACAAUCAUUUGAUUCUCCAAGCGAGAAGGAAUUGACCAUAGAUGACAUUGAAGACUUUGAGGAUGAUGAGGAUGAAUUUGAUAGCCGAAGGGCUUCUAGAAGACAUCAAACUGAUGCUAGUGAUUUAUCACUGCGUUUACCACUAUUUGAAACAGGUAUCACGGAUGAUGAUCUUCGUGAGACAGCAUACGAGAUUCUUGUUGCUGCUGCUGGCGCUUCAGGGGGGCUUAUUGUUCCUCAGAAAGAAAAGAAGAAAGAGAAGAGGCACAGAUUAAUGAGGAAACUAGGUCGUAGUAAGAGUGAAAGUGUUGAUACCCACACUCAGCGGCAACCUGGUUUGGUUGGUUUACUCGAAACCAUGCGAGCCCAACUUGAGAUAACAGAGUCCAUGGAUAUCCGAACUAGACAAGGAUUACUCAAUGCUAUGGUUGGCAAAGUUGGAAAACGGAUGGACAAUAUUUUGAUUCCGUUGGAACUACUGUGCUGCAUAUCCAGAACUGAAUUUUCUGACAUGAAAGCAUACCUUCGUUGGCAGAAGAGACAGUUAAACAUGCUGGAGGAAGGCCUUAUAAAUCAUCCAGUUGUUGGAUUUGGGGAGUUAGGUCGAAAAGUCAAUGAGCUAAGGAACCUUUUUAGAAGGAUUGAAGAAUCUGAGUCCUUGCCACCAUCUGCUGCGGAGGUUCAACGUACAGAAUGCCUAAGAUCACUGAGAGAAGUUGCCACUUCCCUAUCUGAAAGGCCUGCUCGGGGUGAUCUUACUGGUGAGGUUUGUCACUGGGCUGAUGGAUACCAUCUGAAUGUAGUAUUGUAUGAGAAGAUGCUUGGCAGUGUUUUUGACAUCUUGGAUGAAGGGAAACUUACAGAGGAGGUGGAAGAAAUCCUUGAGCUCUUGAAGUCAACGUGGCGGAUUCUAGGAAUCACAGAGACAGUUCAUGAUACAUGCUAUGCAUGGGUAUUAUUUCGACAGUUUGUUCUUACAGGUGAGCAAGGACUUCUGAAAGUUGUGAUUGACCAUUUGAGGAAGAUACCUUUGAAAGAACAGCGUGGUCCACAAGAAAGACUACACUUGAAAAGCCUGCGUAGUUCUGUUGAUGCUGAGGGUAGCUAUCAAGACUUUACAUUUUUCCAGUCUUUCCUGUCUCCAGUUCAGAAAUGGGUAGACAAGAAACUAAAUGAUUAUCAUCAACACUUCUCAGAGGGUCCCAGCUUGAUGGCUGAUGUUGUGACAGUGGCAAUGCUUACGAGGCGGAUCCUUGGUGAAGAAAAUGACAAGGCACUGGAGUCUUCCGACAGAGAUCAGAUCGACCGUUACAUCAGUUCUUCAGUCAAAAGUGCUUUCUUGAAGAUGGCACAUUCUGUAGAGUUCAAAGCUGACACAACACAUGAACCUGUUUUGGCGUCUCUAGCAGAGGAGACAAAGAAACUUCUGAAGAAGGAUACAACAAUUUUUACACCUGUUUUGUCAAAAUGGCAUCCACAGGCAGCAGUUGUGUCUGCUUCACUCAUCCAUAAACUUUAUGGAAAUAAAUUGAGACCAUUCCUUGAACAUGCUGAGCAUCUUACGGAGGACGUGGUUUCUGUAUUUCCCGCGGCUGAUGCUUUGGAGCAAUACAUAAUGUCCGUGAUGGCUUCUGUUGCUGGAGAUGAUGGUUUGGACAGCAUAUGCAGACAAAAGAUAGCUCCAUAUCAGAUUGAAAAUAAAUCUGGAACAUUAGUUUUGCGCUGGGUGAACGGGCAACUUGAGAGAAUUGAAACUUGGGUUAAAAGGGCUGCCGACCAAGAGGUUUGGGACCCUAUAUCACCUCAACAACGCCAUGGCAGUUCUAUUGUAGAAGUUUAUAGAAUCAUUGAAGAGACUACAGAUCAGUUUUUCGCAUUUAAAGUGCCCAUGCGAGAUGGAGAAUUAAAUAGUCUCUGGCGUGGUCUUGACAAGGCAUUCCAAGUUUAUACACAGCUUGUUACUGCCCCCCUAGUUGAUAAAGAAGAUUUAGUUCCACCGGUUCCUGUUCUUACUCGAUAUAAAAAGGAGCUUGGAAUCAAGGCUUUUGUAAAGAAGGAAGUCCAAGAAGUUAAAACAGUUGAUGAGAGAAAAGCAGCUGAAAUUACUCAGCUUACAAUUCCAAAGCUUUGUGUACGGCUUAACAGUCUAUAUUAUGGUAUCAGCCAGUUGAGUAAGUUGGAGGACAGCAUUAAUGAGAGGUGGGCUCUGAAGAAAACUGAAAACAUUAAUAUCAGACGAUCAACAAGUGAAAAAUCAAAGAGUGCUGUCCCCAAUCAGAAAAAUCAAUUUGAUGGCAGUAGAAGAGAAAUAAAUAGUGCUAUUGAUCGCUUAUGUGAAUUUACUGGGAUGAAGGUUAUAUUCUGGGACCUGCAGCAGCCAUUUAUUGACAAUUUAUACAGAAACAGUGUUCAACAAGCUCGAUUGGAAACCAUAAUGGAAGUGCUGGAUUUGGUCCUUAAUCAACUUUGUGAUGUCAUUGUGGAGCAACUGAGGGAUCGUGUGGUUACAGGGCUUUUGCAAGCGUCCCUGGAUGGCCUACUUCGUGUGAUACUGGAUGGAGGUUCUACACGUGUGUUCUCUCCAAAUGAUGCACCUCUUUUGGAGGAUGAUCUUGAAACCCUGAAGGAAUUUUUCAUAGCUGGUGGAGAUGGACUACCUCGGGGAACUGUUGAGAACUUGGUCUCACGUGUACGGCCUGUAAUAAACUUGAUCAAGCAAGAGACACGCGUACUCAUCGAUGACCUACGAGAAGUUACUCAAGGGGGCAAAAGCAAAUUCGGAACCGACUCUAAAACUCUGCUUAGGGUUCUGUGUCAUAGAAAUGAUUCAGAGGCCUCUCAUUAUGUAAAGAAGCAAUUCAAGAUACCAAGUUCAGCUCAGAGCAACUGACUGCAAACCAAAACGAAAAUCCUGGAUGUUUCACCAGAGGUACAUAUCCAACAGGACAGUGUAGCCUUGCUUGCAACCUGGAAACGUUGUUCCGCCACCCGCUUGUUGUAAGUUCUUGUAACAGUUGUGCAUUAGUAACACUAGGAUUUAGGGUGGAUACUAAUUGCUGUAGUAAACAAGUACAAUAGUUCUAAUACAUUUGCCUUGUAUUGAUUGGUAAUUUUGGCCUGUUGGAGCUUUAGUUCAACAUUUAGGUUCUUUGAUAGACUGAAGCCCAUCCUGAUCGGGAUGUCGGAGAAAUGUAUGUUUCAUGAUUGUGUAGCAUGUUUGUGAGACGAACAGGAAUCUGAUGGCUUGUUUGCACCA